CUUUCCUUGCUAACUUCACCAAAUUGACACACAAAUACACACACUUCCUAUAGUAAGCUCCGUUACGUAACUUCAAACCACACCACACCGUUUUCUCUCUCUCUCACACACACAGUAGACGUUUUCUUCAAAAAUCAAUGGCGGAAAACGAAGCUCCGAAUCCGCUUUCUUCAAUCAUCUCCAAGUUCACUCAACUUUUUAACUUCCGUUUUCCACCGCCGCCGCCGCCGUCGUCGAAGAAAGCUGAAUCCGCCGGUCCUCGUAGCGACGAAGUGGCGGAGGUUCAGAAACCGGUGGCCGUCAAAUUUCCUGAUAAUCAGACUACUAGUGUUGCUCCGGUGAAACUUGAACCUGCUGAGAUUGAGCAGGAUACCAAUCCUGCUGUUCUUUGGCAGGUGUAUGCGAUUGGAGGAUUUUUCAUUUUGAAGUGGGUGUUGGCAAGAUGGAAGGAGCGAAGAGUCAACAAGAAACCAUCCAUUGAAGAUUCACCACCGCCACCACCACCACCACAAGCAGAAGCAGCCACUGAACCUGACGAGUAGCUGUAUAUGAUGCCGUCAAUGUUCAAUUAACUUCACGUUGCAAUAUGGCACAUGAACAUACUCUUUGUAUCUAAGCCUGUAUAGACCUUGGGGGUCCUUCAAUACAUAAAUCCAAUAUUGGGUCCUA
This is a messenger RNA of Erigeron canadensis, 669 nucleotides long. RefSeq names its product heavy metal-associated isoprenylated plant protein 7-like. The record is from RefSeq and is a predicted model, not a curated record. The coding region runs from base 138 to 542 and encodes 134 amino acids. The transcript is spliced from 2 exons. Lineage: Eukaryota; Viridiplantae; Streptophyta; Magnoliopsida; Asterales; Asteraceae.